Messenger RNA from Myxozyma melibiosi, 1662 nucleotides. RefSeq names its product acyl-CoA N-acyltransferase. Lineage: Eukaryota; Fungi; Ascomycota; Lipomycetes; Lipomycetales; Lipomycetaceae. Bases 85 to 1608 code for a protein of 507 amino acids. Gene Ontology annotation, biological process: subtelomeric heterochromatin formation. The record is from RefSeq and is a predicted model, not a curated record. The transcript has 4 exons. Gene Ontology annotation, cellular component: nucleus. Gene Ontology annotation, molecular function: histone H4 acetyltransferase activity; histone binding.
UCAUGUGAUGAGUCAUGUGACCUCAACGCGUCAACUGGCGACGAGCAGGAGCGCUCCUCUGCUGUCGACAGCAUAUCAAGGAGCAUGACCUCAAUCACCCUGCCAGAAGUCUGGACUGCAGACUCAAACAAGGCUCUCUCUGUUUCUUUGGUCAACCCCGACGGCACCGUUCUUGGCAAGGAAUUCCAUCCCAAGUUCACCUAUCCGAUCUUUGGCGACGCAGAGGCCAUUUAUGGAUAUAAAGACUUGAGUAUACAACUCAAGUUCGGCGCAACCGACCUCGCGCCGUUCCUCAACGUUUCGUAUUCUGAAAAACUUGACAAUGCGGAGGCUUUAGCUAGCGUUAUUGAGGAGGUGCAGAAGAACUUGAACGCGCAGGAGGAAAAUUGGGAGGACGCGGAGGAGGAGGUCGCGCAGGAGGACGGGGAUAAGGAGAAUGAGCAGGAUGAGAAGGAUGAUAAUGGAGAUGACGACGAGAAGCCAAAGAAUGGCGAUGAUCCGGCUACUGUCAUUAAGAAGUUUCUUCCGGAUGACAUCUUCACCAGCGAAUCCGACUGGCUCUCACAUCUCUCCUCUUCCGCCACAGAAUUCACCCCACCCGGCACACUCCUAACAUCGUAUCCCACCGACGACUCCACCUUUGAAGUCUGGAAAUGUCCGAUCUCGGACCCUCUGCAGCAGAAAAUAAACGCGCGCAUGCAGAUCUUUGUCCUGUUCUUCGUCGAAGCCGGAUCCUACAUCGACGCCUCUGACGACCGAUGGCGGAUAUACACGCUGUACUCGAAAUCCUCCGACGGCGUCUACAAGUUCGCGGGCUUCACAACAGUCUACUCGUAUCUCUACUACAAAGACGCAAAGUCCUACGACAGCUCGAAUCCCGUGCCGGACAAGGACUCGCAGGAUUUCUUCAACCUGCAGCAUCGGAAACGGAUUUCGCAGUUUCUGAUCCUGCCGCCGUUCCAAGGACACCACCAUGGUGCGCAUCUCUACAACGCGCUCAUGGAUGAGUUUUACGCCGACCCGCUCGUCAAGGAAGUCACUGUCGAGGAUCCCAACGUCGCGUUUGACGAUCUCCGUGACCGAUGCGACAUCGAGCGACUCGACAGACUCGGGAUCUUCAACGACGAGUCCUUCACCGACGCACCGGUCAGUCCCGAAUGGAUCAAGUUUGCGCGCGAGCAGAGCAAGAUCAUGCCGCGCCAGUUCGAGCGGCUGGUCGAGAUGGCGCUGCUGCGGCGGCUGAAAAAGUCAAACGCGCGGCAGUAUAAAGCGUACAGGUUGCAGGUCAAGCAGCGAUUGUACAAGCACAACCGCGAGGCACUUAAGGAUCUCGACCGGUUCGAGCGGGUGGACAAGUUAGACGAGACGUACAGGGGUGUUGAGGAGGAUUACUACCGGAUUCUGCAAGUGCUGCCGGCGCCGGAGUACGUCGAGCCGAAGAUCACGUUCAGACAGUAUGAGGAGGCGCAUGGACGGUCGGGAGUGAUUGAGAAGAGUAAAAAAGAGGCUUCGUCGAGUGGGAAGGGGAAGGGCAAGAAGAGGGCGCAGUUGCUCGAGGUGCCGGAGGAGAGCGCGGCGGAUGGCACCAAGCGCGUGAGAUUUGAGUAGAUAUUCUAGAGAGAGCUUGAAUUAAAUAAACAAGAUGUAUCAGUAAUACGCAAC